GUCAGUUUCCGGUCACGUGAUACGGUGUUGUAGCGUGUUUUAGCUGCGUUAGUUAACUGGGUGUCGCCGAGGAAAUAAGGUCUGAACCCUAACCAAAUCAAUGAGAUGGCUGAAAAUGGAGUAGACGGUGAAAGAGCACAGCAACGGGCUGGAACCAGAGACAAGCAAAAUGGAAAUGUCACAGAUUCCUCCCCUCGGGAGAGAAGGCAGCAGGACCGUGAAGAGCGUCUGUCGUUAGUCCUGUGGAAGAGACCAGUCCAAACCCUACAGUAUUCAUUUCUAGAAACUCUUAUCACCUUGAAAGAGUGGACACUGAAAUUAUGGAAUCGAAGACGCAUAGUGUUUUUACUCUCGGUACUACUAUCUAUUCUGCCAAUGGCCUACUCUGUAGAAGGAGCACAUCAGACGUAUAUACAGUAUAUUGAGAAGAAAUUCCUGUGGUGUGCCUACUGGGUAGGCUUGGGUAUCCUGUCGUCAGUAGGCCUUGGGACAGGGCUGCACACCUUCUUGCUUUACUUGGGUCCGCAUAUAGCCUCUGUCACCCUGGCUGCAUAUGAGUGUGGCUCAGUCAACUUUCCUGAGCCACCGUAUCCCGAUCAGAUCGUGUGCCCAUCAGAGGCAGCACAGGGCGCCGUCACGCUCUGGACCAUUAUGUCCAAGGUCCGCUUGGAGGCCUGUAUGUGGGGGGCUGGUACGGCCAUCGGGGAACUCCCCCCAUACUUCAUGGCCCGGGCAGCGCGGCUGUCCGGAGCUGAGCCUGAUGAUGAAGACUACGAGGAAUUUGAGGAGAUGCUGGGGCAGGCUGAGACAGCCCAGGACUUUGUAACAAGAGCAAAACUAGCUGUACAGAACAUGGUCCAGAGAGUGGGCUUCUUUGGAAUUCUUGGUUGUGCAUCUAUUCCCAACCCCCUGUUUGAUCUUGCUGGAAUCACAUGUGGUCAUUUUCUGGUACCUUUCUGGACCUUCUUUGGAGCAACUCUCAUAGGGAAAGCAAUUAUCAAGAUGCACAUCCAGAAACUCUUUGUUAUCAUAACCUUCAGCAAGCAUAUAGUGGAGCAGAUGGUGUCACUUUUGGGGGCUAUUCCAGGGUUCGGUCCAUCCCUUCAGAAGCCUUUCCAGGAGUAUCUGGAGGCCCAGAGACUCAAGCUGCACCAUCGGGCUGGAGAGGGCACUCCUGCGGGAGAGAACUGGCUGUCCUGGGUGUUUGAGAAAGUCGUCCUCAUCAUGGUCUGCUACUUCAUCAUCUCAAUCAUUAACUCUAUGGCACAAAGCUAUGCUAAACGUAUCCAAAAGAAGUCCUGUGAUGAGAAAACCAAGUGAAAGACUCAUACUAACAAGUCCUGCUAUCAUCAGGAAGCUUAAAAAAAUAAUGCUAAAAAAGAAAAAAAACGUUUUUGUAAGAAGCUCAAACCGGCAAACGAGGGCCUACUCCAUGUGUGCUUAUUUUUCUGACAUUGGGUCCCCUAAGUUUCUGCAGCCGUUUCUUCAGCUGUCUGUCAGGUGAGUGGGUGAUUGUAUGAUUUACACAUUAAAUGUUCUACUCAUUAUCGUCUUAUCAGGACCUUGCAGACUAGCAUAGGCAGCAGUUCACUAAAGGUGUUGCCUUAUGCCUUAUGCAACGAUGGGGAUGAUGCUUCUAUUGAAGUGAAAACAGAUCUUAAUCACUAGAUUGAUUUUAUUUAAUUUCUGUGCAUAACUGUGUGAAGGGUUAGGUGUUGGUUCUAUGUGUAUGGGAAUGACUUAAUGUGGAAUGAUGGGUUGUUAGGUUAUUUUCUCUGUUAUUGUCAUUGUUUAUAAUUGUUCAUCAAAGAUAGCAAUAUUAAAUCCGGUCAACGUGGUAUUUUACCAUUUUUGCACAUUGUGUAAAUAGUUAUCAUUUUUUGACACAAUUGACAUGCAUUUUGAUGUGUGAACAGAAUUAAAAUCUUAACGCAUAAGAAGUACCCAUAGUGACUAUACCUAAUAAAUAUCUUAUAUGGCCAUUUUAAUAUGUACAGUUAAAACUUAACAUGUUACCAGAUUCUAUAAAACUGCCUCAAUCUGUCUUGUUUCACUGUCUGGAAUUAUUGUUUCUAAUAAAGAUUAUUUGUAGAAAUACA
Alosa alosa (allis shad) is the source of this 2099-nucleotide messenger RNA. It is a transcript of the gene vmp1, whose product is annotated as vacuole membrane protein 1. Bases 106 to 1320 code for a protein of 404 amino acids. Gene Ontology annotation, cellular component: endomembrane system; membrane; endoplasmic reticulum. Lineage: Eukaryota; Metazoa; Chordata; Actinopteri; Clupeiformes; Clupeidae. The transcript is spliced from 12 exons. The record is from RefSeq and is a predicted model, not a curated record. Gene Ontology annotation, biological process: autophagy; Golgi organization.